Messenger RNA from Staurois parvus, 427 nucleotides. Lineage: Eukaryota; Metazoa; Chordata; Amphibia; Anura; Ranidae. The record is from the annotation of a GenBank genome assembly.
AUGGCAGCCAAUCAGCUUCUAACUUCAGCUUCAAUUAAGCUUUGACAAAAAAAAAUGAAGCUGGCUUAUAUGCAGAGCUGUAGCAGAUUUUGCACUCUCUAGUCUUAGUUAAUCAAGCUGAAUAAGGUAUUUAACCUCCCUGGCGGUAUUCCCAAGUGUAGCUCGGGGUAAAGUUUCAGUACCACAAGCAGUAACCCUGAGCUACACUCGGGCUUACCAAUGCGGCGCUGCUCUGCGAUCUCUCGAUCACUUACCUUGUCCUGCGCUCCCGCGAUGUCCCUCCUGCAGUGUCCCCGGCAAUGUAAUCCGGCGGAUGCCGGCAUCUGUCAUUUGGGUUCCGUCCCCUGCGAGUGUCGGGACAUACGCGGGAUGGAACCGGCGGGAAAUUUGAAAAAUGACAAAAAGUGACAUUCACUAAAAUCACUAA